GUUCUGAGGUCAUGGCCUGUAUGACUCUUCAGACCUCCUAUUCACAGAUGAAGAGGAACAGAUGAAGAGGAACAGAUUUGGCGAUGCCUUCACCCAUUUUUUCCGUCGGCGGGAACUCGAUAGCGGUCUUUACUAUUGGGUUUGACAUACACCACUUACAGUUAGAUGAUCAACGUAGCACGGGUUCCAAGAACAAAGGAGCUGGUCUUUAGCUUCAACAGGGCAUUACAUUUGGAGGUCAAUACGGUUAUGGUGGAGCACAAAAUAAUGUCCUAAAGGCGACUCUUGGAACGAAGCCAGGUGUAAACAGAUAGAGCUUCAUUAUACAGAAGUCAAGUGCUUAUGGUGUGGCACAGAAGCUCGCAAGGAUAAAAAAGGUAAAUCGUCUGGUAAUUUACCUUCCCGCAAUAGCACUGCCACAAUAGGAGUGUUCUGAGGUCAUGGCCUGUAUGACUCUUCAGACCUCCUAUUCACAGAUGAAGAGGAACAGAUGAAGAACAGAUGAAGAGGAACAGAUGAAGAGGAACAGAUUUGGCGAUGCCUUCACCCAUUUUUUCCGUCGGCGGGAACUCGAUAGCGGUCUUUACUAUUGGGUUUGACAUACACCACUUACAGUUAGAUGAUCAACGUAGCACGGGUUCCAAGAACAAAGGAGCUGGUCUUUAGCUUCAACAGGACAUUACAUUUGGAGGUCAAUACGGUUAUGGUGGAGCACAAAUGUCCUAAAGGCGACUCUUGGAACGAAGCCAGGUGUAAACAGAUAGAGCUUCAUUAUACAGACGUCAAGUGCUUAUGGUGUGGCACAGAAGCUCGCAAGGUUAGAAAGGGUAAAUGGUCUGGUAUUGGUGAUAUAGAUAAUACAGUGUUAGGUCAAAGUUAUGUUAUGGUUAAAGUUAUAGAAACAAUAGAUAUAAAGAUAGAUGAUACAGAGAGUCUUGUAGUUAUAUCCUGAAGAAAGAAAGAGAAUGAAUGAAUGAAAGGAGAGAUUGCUCAAGAUAUUGGAUUGUAUUGACAACGCGUCAUGACAUUUAAGAUCACUUUGAUUACAAAACGAUUGAAAUAAUGUUGUAAAUGUUUUUCAACAUUUCUAUCAAGGUCACAGUGACAAAAGAAAGUAUUUGUGUUUGAAGAACAUGGAAAUCAUAAUGUAAGAGGAUUUGUCUGCUGCCCUGAUUGUGUGGAAUCAUCAUGCAGCAAUAAUGUUAGAUUAGAAUGGUUAUAUUGGCUAUGUCUUUGACUGUUAUAAUUGUGAGAAUGUUACUAAUGAAAUAAAUUGUUUAUCUAA
Molecule: messenger RNA, 1285 nt
Organism: Lottia gigantea (owl limpet)
Lineage: Eukaryota; Metazoa; Mollusca; Gastropoda; Lottiidae
Exons: 12
Coding region: 620-952 (110 amino acids)
Source: RefSeq, a predicted model, not a curated record